This is a messenger RNA of Rhopalosiphum maidis (corn leaf aphid), 1657 nucleotides long. RefSeq lists its product as uncharacterized. The record is from RefSeq and is a predicted model, not a curated record. The coding region runs from base 280 to 1515 and encodes 411 amino acids. The transcript is spliced from 4 exons. NCBI's taxonomy places the organism in Eukaryota, Metazoa, Arthropoda, Insecta, Hemiptera, Aphididae.
UAUUCAUGUAUGUAAUACAAAAAAUUAUUAUCUAUUAUCUAUAAACAUCAACUAUUUAGGUACAGUUGUAUACUAACGGAAUUUUUACUUUUAAUUUUUAAAGUUUUAUCAAUUUAACAUUUCACUGUCAAGUGUUGAAUUUUGAAUUUUGAUGUUAUUAAAUACUUGAAUGUUGUCACUUUUGUCAGAAUUUCCUCUACUAAUCGAUCUUUUUUCGGAUUUUUCUAAAUCCUUCUGUUUUUUAAUUUGCGUGUACAUUAAUAGAUUUGAAGUUUUAAAAUGAACAAAGAAAGGCGCGUUGGCCGUCGUAGUGUGGUACAAAAUCUUGUUAAACUUACUCCCGAAUAUGAUAAUGAAGAAAAAGUAUCAGUGGGACCAAAAAAAGCUUUAUUUGAUGAUGAUACAUUUGUUAUGAAACGUACAUUGAAGCCAUUACAUGAGAUUAACAAUUUUCAAUUUACUUCAUCAAAAUCUAAAAGUCAUGAUAAACUUUAUACAGAAAAUACUUUUGACAUACCUAAAUCUACAUAUAUGGACAUGUUUAAUAACCAUAAUAAAAUUCCAUUAUCUCCACCUAGUAGAAUCAAACUUCUUGAAUCAUCAAUGGGAAAAUCUCGCCAAAAGCCUUAUGAACCUGUAUUGCAGUCAAAAGAACUUUUUAACACCCUAAUUGACUCACCUUGUACUAAGUAUGAAAAGGUACAAUUUAACAAUGCAUUAUCAUCUGCCUCUAAAUAUUUAUUAAAUCGCCACUUAGAAUCUGUCCAAAAAAAUGCAGACAUAUUUAAUGUUUCAAUACCUGAUGUAAAUUUGACUCCUGUCCACGAAAAUAAUUCUAAUAAACUCAUAACUCCAAGUUUAAUAGACUUAAGUGUUACUUUGAAGCCAGACAUAUGUCAGUCUCUUAGCCAAAGUCAAACAUCAAAUCUACCUUUACUAGAUGAAGUAAUGAAAAAUGAAGAAAUUGAUGAUACUUACAAAACUCAAACAUCAAAUAUGCCUUUGUUAGUUGAAGAAAUUGAAGAAUUAAAAAACAAAGAAAUUGAUGAUAUUCGCCAAACUCAAACAUUAAAUCUAUCAUUAUUAGUUGAAGAUAUUGAGGAAUUAAAAAAAAAAGAAAUUGAUGAUAUUCGCCAAACUAAAUUGCAAUGUUGUAAUUUAAUGAAGACCCGGUUCAAAGAAAUUGAACUAGAAAUUGAAAAACAUUUUGGCAUUAUGGAAAAUAAAGUUAAUGAAAACUAUGAUAAAUUGCUGAAAAAAGUUCAGGAUGGAAAUAAUGACAGUGAGUCACAAACAUCAAAUAUUACUGUAGAAACGGUGAAGGAAAAAAAUUAUACUAGAAUGACUGGUGCAUAUGGAAUUUUCAAUAAUUUAAAUAAAGAUUGCAGUUUUUUGAAAACUCCUAAAACUAAAGGCAAAACUCGAGAAGAAAUGUUAAAUAAAGGAGUUUUGACACCAUGUACAAUGUCAUUUGUUUUACAAGAACAAUUAAUGCACCUGAAUAGCAGUUCUUAAGAAUUUGACCUGUGAAUAAUCCAAAAGAUAAAACUAACAUUAUUAAAAGAACUUAAUUUGUUAGUCUUCAAUUUUUAUUGUGACGUUUAAUUAUUUUUAUACAACAAUUCAAGUAUUUAAUAUAAUUUUAUUUUUAAUGUUA